This is a messenger RNA of Gossypium raimondii (Peruvian cotton), 3797 nucleotides long. RefSeq names its product NF-X1-type zinc finger protein NFXL1. NCBI's taxonomy places the organism in Eukaryota, Viridiplantae, Streptophyta, Magnoliopsida, Malvales, Malvaceae. Gene Ontology annotation, molecular function: RNA polymerase II transcription regulatory region sequence-specific DNA binding; zinc ion binding; DNA-binding transcription factor activity, RNA polymerase II-specific. Bases 314 to 3553 code for a protein of 1079 amino acids. Gene Ontology annotation, cellular component: nucleus. The transcript has 2 exons. The record is from RefSeq and is a predicted model, not a curated record. Gene Ontology annotation, biological process: regulation of DNA-templated transcription.
GUGACGAAUUAGUCUCGUUUUCCUUUAGCCCCAAGCCAAUCCUUCCCUAUAUAUACUCCCCCUCUCCCUCUCCCUCUCCACCCUUUCUACCUGUCGGUUUUCUCAUUUUCGAGAAAAGGGAGACCCCUUCACUUGUUAUACCCCCACACAAACAGGAAUCAUAAGCAUUAAGUUUUGGUUUUCAUUUUCUUCAUCAGUUUUAGGAGGAGGAUCAAAGCUAUAAAGUUAGUAUUUGAAUCUUUUGUUUCGUCCACACACACACACAAAAAUUCAAUCGGAUUUACAAAGUUCGUUGACGUCAAACUACAAAAUUAUGAGCUUUCAAGGCCGAAAUAGAUCAAGAAACCCUUCACAAAGCACUCGUCAAGAAUGGGUUCCUAGAGGAUCGUCAUCCACAACCACCACCGUUGAAAGCAGCUCAACGGCCGCCUCUAAUUCAACCCCUAAUGUCGACCAAACCUCAACUCGAAAUGAUAAUAAGUACAGACAAACUGGUCGGCCCACCAACCAUAGGAGAGAUAGGGAAAAGGGAAGGAGUGAGACUCAGAUGGCGGUAAGGAAGGAGGUUGAUCCUAAUUUGCCACAGCUUGUGCAGGAAAUUCAGGACAAGCUUAUAAAGAGUACGGUUGAAUGUAUGAUUUGUUAUGAUAUGGUACCGAGGUCUGGUGCUAUAUGGUCGUGCUCAAGUUGUUAUUCUAUCUUUCACCUCAAUUGUAUUAAGAAAUGGGCGAGGGCACCCACUUCUGUUGAUUUGGUGGCCGAGAAGAAUCAGGGUUUUAAUUGGCGUUGUCCGGGCUGUCAGUCUGUGCAGUUCACAUCCUCUAAGGAGAUACGGUAUGUUUGCUUUUGUGGAAAGAGGACCGACCCUCCUUCUGAUUUGUACUUGACUCCACAUUCAUGCGGGGAGCCCUGUGGAAAGCCCCUUGAGAAGGAGCUGGGAUUAGGUUCUAGGGUGAUGAAGGAUGAACUUUGCCCUCAUGUUUGUGUCUUGCAAUGUCACCCUGGUCCAUGUCCUCCUUGUAAGGCGUUUGCUCCACCACGUUUGUGUCCUUGUGGUAAGAAAGUUAUUACAACCAGAUGUUCUGAUAGGAAGUCGGUUCUUACUUGUGGUCAGUGGUGUGGUAAACUUCUUGAGUGUGGGCGCCAUCAGUGUGAACGUAUUUGCCAUGUCGGAGCUUGUGAUCCUUGCAAGGUUCUAAUUAAUGCCCCCUGUUUCUGCAAGAAAAAGGUUGAAGUUGUCAUCUGCGGUGACAUGGUUGUGAAGGGAAAGGUGAAAGCAGAAGAUGGCAUUUUUUCUUGUAGUUCAACAUGUGGAAAGAAGCUUAGAUGUGGUAACCAUUACUGUGCUGAAAAUUGCCAUCCUGGUCCUUGUGGGGAUUGUGAGCUGAUGCCAAGCAAGAUCAGGUCUUGUUACUGUGGGAAAACAAGCUUGCAGGAGCAAAGGCAAAGUUGUUUGGACCCAAUUCCAACUUGUUCAGAGACAUGUGCCAAGUUCCUUCCUUGUCAAGUGCACCGAUGUGACCAAGUCUGUCAUGCUGGGAAUUGUCCACCUUGUCUAGUUCUUGUCACCCAAAAAUGCCUCUGUGGAUCAACUUCUCGGAGGGUGGAAUGCUACAAAACAACACUUGAAAAUGAGAGAUUUACAUGUGACAAGCCUUGUGGGCGUAAGAAGAGUUGUGGUAGACAUCGGUGUAGCGAGCGAUGCUGCCCUCUCUCGAACUCUAAUAGUCUUCGCUCCGGUGGUUGGGAUCCACACUUCUGCCAAAUGGCAUGUGGGAAGAAGCUGAGGUGUGGACAGCAUUCUUGUGAAUCUCUUUGUCACAGUGGUCACUGCCCUCCAUGCUUGGAAACGAUCUUUACUGAUUUGACAUGUGCUUGUGGAAGAACUUCAAUCCCUCCUCCAUUGCCUUGUGGUACACCACCGCCUUCAUGUCAACUUCCAUGCUCAGUUCCGCAGCCUUGUGGCCAUUCGUCUUCUCACAGCUGCCAUUUUGGAGACUGUCCACCUUGUUCUGUGCCUGUGGCGAAGGAAUGCAUUGGAGGACAUGUUGUUCUUAGGAACAUUCCUUGUGGGUCGAAAGAUAUCAGAUGUAACAAGCUCUGCGGGAAGACCAGGCAGUGUGGAUUACAUGCAUGUGGGAGAACUUGUCACCCAGCUCCAUGUGAUGCAUCAUCUGGAGCUGAACCAGGUGUCAGGACCUCUUGUGGGCAGACAUGUGGUGCCCCUCGGAGAGACUGCAGGCAUACAUGUACUGCACCUUGUCAUCCCUCUGCACCAUGUCCUGAUGUUAGGUGUGAUUUUCGAGUUACAAUCACGUGUUCUUGUGGCCGGCUAAGCGCAACUGUCCCUUGCGAUGCUGGGGGCUGUACUGGUGGUUUCAAUGCCGAUACAGUGUUUGAAGCUUCUAUUAUCCAAAAAUUGCCCGUGCCUCUUCAACCAGUGGAAUCAACUGGCAAAAAGAUUCCUCUUGGACAAAGGAAGCUUAUGUGUGAUGAUGAAUGUGCUAAGUUGGAGCGCAAACGGGUUCUUGCAGAUGCCUUUGACAUCACUCCCCCAAAUUUGGACGCACUUCAUUUUGGUGAGAAUUCGGUUACGUCAGAGGUGCUUUUUGACCUGUACAGGCGUGAUCCGAAGUGGGUUCUAGCUGUAGAGGAGAGAUGCAAGUUUUUGGUACUCGGCAAGAACAGAGGAACAACAUCGGGUCUGAAGGUUCAUGUGUUCUGUCCAAUGCUGAAGGAUAAGAGAGAUGCUAUCAGGAUAAUAGCAGAAAGGUGGAAGCUUACUAUUAGUGCUGCUGGUUGGGAGCCCAAACGUUUUAUUGUGGUUCAUGUUACUGCCAAAUCAAAACCACCAGCUCGCAUCAUUGGGGCUAAAGGGUCGACCAGUACUGGGGCAGUACACCCUCCUGUUUUUGAUCCUCUAGUAGACAUGGAUCCAAGGCUUGUUGUUUCUUUCCUAGAUUUGCCCCGAGAAUCUGAUAUAAGUGCAUUAGUGUUGAGGUUUGGUGGGGAGUGUGAACUUGUUUGGUUGAAUGACAAGAACGCAUUGGCUGUAUUUAGUGAUCCUGCUCGAGCUGCAACGGCUAUGAGGAGAUUGGAUCAUGGAUCAAUUUAUACUGGGGCUAUUGCCUUUGUUCAAAGUGGUGGAGCAUCAUCUGCUAAUAAUGCGUGGGGAGGAACAGGGCCAAGUUCUGCUGUAAAGGCAAAUCCAUGGAAGAAGGCUGUGGUGCAGGAACUUGGUUGGAAGGAAGAUUCAUGGGGUGGUGAUGAGUCUCUUGGUGUCACUUCAGAUCCGGGUUCUGCAUGGAAAGGCAAAGAUGCUCCAAUUGCUGCUUCAGUUAACCGCUGGAGUGUUCUGGAUUCUGAAACAGGUGUAAGCUCAUCUUCUGGAGCAGUUCGAUCAGAAGAUCCUUCAAAGCUGGCUGGGGUUCAAUCCUUGUCAAAAAUGGAUUCAAAUGCUGCCAAUUCAAGUUCAGCUGGGCUGCUGGGUGGGGGUUUAAAUGAAACAGAGCCAUUGGAGGUUGUAGAUGAUUGGGAAAAGGCUUAUGAAUGAGAGUGAAGAGAGAAAUAUACCUCUAACCUUGUGGUCAGGGAGAUGGGGCUGCCCAAUUUCAUUUUCAAGUGGUUGGAAAAACUUCAGUUUUGUUUUGCUUGUCCAGUUUACACCUGAUAUUAGCAUAUAGGUGUUAUGAUGAUUUUUCUAAUUUUUUUUUCUCGCCAAGACUUAUGCCCCUUUGGCUGUAAUGGUGAAUUUUUGUUGCAUUUGAGAAGCAGCUAAAUAUACAACCUUUUUUCAA